AUGGUUCCCUGGAGCGUAUACCAACAGUGCCAGCAGUCACAGACUGUGACUUCGGAAUUGGCAAAAGAUACGACGCAGUGCCCGACCGAGGUUUUUGAAUCCUUGUUCUCGCGUCAUCACCAUCAUAGCCACGAAAAAUCGGAGUCGGAUGGUGUCAAGGAGUUUGAGCAGAAAGAUGAACUUCAAAAAGCGCGGGAAUGUGGGAAGUGGGGAACCGCAGAGCCGAGCCCCCUGUUUCUGCAGAUCUACCACGAUGCGCUAUGUUCUCUGGAUAAGAAGCCCAUGGCGGGAGUGGUUUCUCCCCCAUUGAUGGGGAGCUCCGGAGUCGUCCCGUUGACUAUUGUCGCGCCAUUGCCUGAUCUGAUUCGUCAUCUAGCGAAUUGUAUCGUAAGAACCGAGCAUGAAUUGUUUUUGGCCACGAACUUUUGGGUUCACUCAGAUGCAUCGACGCUGGUGACGAACGCAUUGCGGGAACUGUCAAGGCGAGCUGGGGAGAGGGGGAAGAAGGUCAUCGUCAAAAUGCUGUACGACAGGGGGGACCCUCGUCAGGCCUGGGAGAACCAUCUCACUGUCAAGGAAGAGCAAUGGACUAGCGACAAAAUCAACAUCCCUCCGUCAAAAGAGAUCCCCAAUCUCGAUCUUCAAGUGGUCAACUAUCACCGUCCUGUCUUUGGAACAUUUCACUCCAAGUUUACUGUUAUCGACCGACGCAUUGCCCUGUUGCAAAGUAGUAACAUUCAGGAUAAUGACAAUCUUGAGAUGCUGGCUCAUAUAGAAGGUCCUAUUGUUGAUUCAUUCUACGACACUGCAUUGUUGUCAUGGGGCAAGCCGCUCGACCCUCCGCUACCUCUACUCGAGUCCCCCGCCGCAUCUGCGCCGAUUUCGUGGCAUGGAAAAAAGGGAAAUGCAACCGGUAACGAGAAUGAGACCCUUGAAGAACAUACAACAAAGUCCCCUCACUACGAUUCCACCCUUGACGACGAGGCACGGAGAGUCAAUGGCACCGUCGAACCGCGUGGUGACGAAACAGCUACUCAGGCUGUGAGCCGCCAUCUCAACACCACUAUCCAACCAGACACAACGGGGAACGCACCCGACAGCGACCAGGUGGAUCGAAUGACCCCGUACGUCGUCAUGCCCCCCCAGGAACCAUUUGCAAUCGCUCUUGUAAACCGAGAACCAUAUGGAUCUCCAAACCACAGCGAUGUCCAUGUUCCUCAAAAUUCAGCCUUCCUCUCUGCCAUUAACCAUGCACAGCACUCAGUUCUCAUCCAAACCCCAAACAUGAAUGCGGAGCCCCUGCUUGAUCCACUCCUAAAAGCUGUCCGUCGCGGUGUAACGGUUACUGCCUACUUGUGUCUAGGCUACAAUGACGCGGGCGAGCUGCUCCCAUUCCAAAACGGAACCAACGAGAUGAUUUCCAAUCGACUGUAUAGAAGUCUUGAGACUGAUGAAGAGAAGUCUCGACUGAAGAUCUUCUACUACGUUGGAAAAGACCAGAUCCAGCCGAUUCACAACAAGUUCAAGCGCCGCAGUUGUCACAUCAAGUUGAUGGUUAUCGACGAGAAGGUUGCUAUACAGGGCAAUGGAAAUCUCGAUACCCAAUCAUGCUUCCACAGCCAGGAGGUGAACAUGCUCAUUGAUUCGGAAAUUGUCUGCAAGAAAUGGAUCGAGGUAAUUAACCGCAAUCAAAACACUUCUAAGUACGGCGCUUCCAGCACCGAGGACGGCUGCUGGCAUGAUCCAGUCACAGGAAAGAUCCCUGACGGUUCUAUUGGAACCGAUCCCGGGCAUUUCAGCUGGGCCAGAGGAAUUGUUGGUGCUGUCCAGCGAGUCAGGGGAGCAGGAGGAUUUUGA
Molecule: messenger RNA, 1857 nt
Organism: Penicillium lagena
Lineage: Eukaryota; Fungi; Ascomycota; Eurotiomycetes; Eurotiales; Aspergillaceae
Product: IQ calmodulin-binding motif protein
Exons: 6
Coding region: 1-1857 (618 amino acids)
Molecular function (GO): catalytic activity
Source: RefSeq, a predicted model, not a curated record